Messenger RNA from Aureococcus anophagefferens, 942 nucleotides. RefSeq lists its product as hypothetical. Bases 1 to 942 code for a protein of 313 amino acids. The transcript is spliced from 2 exons. The record is from RefSeq and is a predicted model, not a curated record. Gene Ontology annotation, molecular function: histone H3K79 methyltransferase activity. Gene Ontology annotation, biological process: regulation of cell cycle. NCBI's taxonomy places the organism in Eukaryota, Pelagophyceae, Pelagomonadales, Pelagomonadaceae.
AUGUCCGCGCUCGACGCGCCGCCGCCCGCAGCCGCGCCGGCGCCGAGCGCGCCGAAGCACCCGGACCUGCGCGCCGCCAUGGCCCGCGUCGAGCUGCGCAACGAGGCGUCGGCGUCGCCGUCCGACGCCGCGCUCGAGGAGCCGCGCCGCGUCUACGAGGCCAUCUUCGGCCGCUGGCCGGCGACGCACGGCAAGAUCAUCUCGAAGCGCGAGCGCGACGCCCGGGGCAUGAACGCGUCGAGCCUCGUCUACGGCGAGAUCAACUUCGCCUCCUCCGGGGCCGCGAAGGGGCGCGACGCCUCGUUCGGCGCGGCGCUCCUGAAGAUCAAGGCCGUCUACGGGCGGCCGGGCGUCGGCGCGUCCGGCGACGGUGGCGUCAUGCAGGCGCCCGGGUCCGGCGUCUUCUACGACCUGGGCAGCGGCGCGGGCAAGCCCGCCGUCGCCGCGGCGACGCUCUUCGAGUUCGAGGCGUGCCGGGGCGUCGAGUACCUCGGCGGCCUCGUCCGGGCGUCGCGCGACGCCAAGGCGGCCUACGAGGAGGUGGGCGUGCCCCUCCUCGCGUCCCUCGGCCGGACGGGGCCCGCCGUCGACUUCUACGAGGCGGACGUCACGGACCUCGGCGCCCACGACUGGUCGGGCGGCGACGUCGUCUUCGCCAACUCGACGUGCUUCGACGACGGCAUGCUGGCCGCCGUCGCGCGCCGGGCCGCGCGGCUCAAGCGGGGCGCCUUCUUCAUCACCUUCACGAAGAAGCUCCCGAGCGACCACUUCGAGGUCCGCGAGAGCGAGCUCCACCAGAUGAGCUGGGGCGGCGCGACGGUGUUCAUCCAGCAGAAGGUCACGGACCCGGCCGACGAGAGCGACCCGCCGGGCGAGGCGCCCGUGAGCGCGGCCUGGGGGCGGAAGCCCUCCGUCCGGAGCCUCCUCCUCUCCAAGGAGUGA